Molecule: messenger RNA, 954 nt
Organism: Lichtheimia ornata
Lineage: Eukaryota; Fungi; Mucoromycota; Mucoromycetes; Mucorales; Lichtheimiaceae
Exons: 6
Coding region: 1-954 (317 amino acids)
Source: RefSeq, a predicted model, not a curated record
AUGCAAACCAAACUUGCUAUUGUAGUGUGGAGUCCUUUGGACUAUGGCACGAUGAUGAUGACAUUCUACCGGCGUUUUGCUAGUCUUUUGGACCAUCUUUUUAAAAACAGAGAUAUCAAUCAAGCUCUGCGACCGCAGGUGGAUUUAUCAGCUGCUGGUUUUCCAUCACUUCGACUUGGGUGUUCCAAGAUGCUUGACCACUUUACCAGUUCGAACCAUCAUGACAACAACUCCCAUGCCAACUCACAUAUAAACAAGGCUGUUGUCACCAGUAUUAUCAUACGCCUUUCUUUCUACUUGCAUGCAUAUCAUCACCAUCAUCCAUGGCCUUUGCUCACUUCAUUGCUUUACCAUCACUUGGUGUGCUCAUUGCUGCCUAAUGACAUUUGGCUGUGCUCCUUGAUGAACCCUUUGGGGUACAUGCCCAAUUACCGACAAUCCAAAAACCUUCGGGUGAAUGCCUCCAUCUUAAGCCAUCUUGUUUAUCGUGGCGUCUCUGAUACCCUGGCAAUGGAAUGGAUUGGCAAUUCGGGUUACCUAUAUCAAUUGACAUGGAUUCCCAAUGAGGAGAGAGUGUAUCUUGCCAGGCUUAUUACGACUAUGCAUUUACCCACGGAUCCUACAAUGCUUGACGAUGCUGUCGUGCUAAUGAAAGCCCUGUUCAUGUUCAAGAGCCGUUCUUGUACAAAUGCAAAAAGAUCAAAACAAGCAUCCAACGAUCUGCAUAUUACAAACAUCUUUGCCAGUCUAGCGUGUGCCGAAGAGCCAACAGACACGGAUCCAUCGUCAUUACCAGAUUUUAUGCUGAAAUCGAAUCGUAUCAGGCGUGCAACGAUCGACUACCGUGUUUUUGAACGAGUCUACUCCCUGGAUUUUUCUCUGUCUCUCAUUUUACGGCGUUACAUUUCAUCUCGAUUGUUGCAUCCAUCUGACACAAAUCACAUCCUACAUUGA